CCGAUGCCAAACCGACGCGUCUCCAACGCACUCUUGUUCACUUCGCGAGCGCUUUAUCGCCCCUUUAUCAGUGCUACAGUGCGUCCGAUUUUUCGUUAUCAAGCAGCGGUCCCAUUUCCUCCCGCCCGCCGUGUGAUCGCAUUUGAGUGAUUUCAGUGUGGAAAAAUCUCCGUGCUGCACUAGGUUGUUCAUCGGCGCCUCCUUGUGUUGCGCGUUUAUUCGUGUGUCGGGAGAAUGCUAGCCGGGCGUCCAGUGGCGGAGUGUUGUGUGAAUCCCCGAGGGAUCUCCGACUAGGCGAAAAGAGGAUAUCGGCCAUGUCUUUCGGCGGAGCUUAGACGGAUAAAAGUUGAUGAUGCAGAAACGCGACAUCGUCUUAACGGCCGUCUUCUCGAGCUUGGCCGCGCUCAUCCUCAUAGCGGGAAUCGGCGCCGCCUGCUAUUUCUUCCACAAGCGCCGCCGCAAGCGCGACGACGACGACGACGAGGACUCUCCGGACGUAAACAGCAGCCGCAUCGAAGCAGGACAAGAGAAAAAAUCCAGGCUCAACGGCUUCCUCAGCCUGAAGACGCCGCUGAUAUCGACGAAGACGCUCGGAUAUUUGGAAACUAUCUAUGAUCUCACCAAUUUUCAAAAAAGGGCGCAGUUAGAGACGACAGGAAGUCCACAGGCGAAGUCGCCGGCCGGGAGCAGCGCAGGAGCACUGCCAUCAGAAGCCCGCACGCCUACGGCCCCCGCCAACAAGGCCCUUCAAAAUGUCAAAGGGGACCAUCCAUCGGUAAGCCAGGAUAUGGCCUUCCUCCAAAACCGCUCUAUUUCUCUGGUGGACAUGUACAUCGACAACUCUGAGCCCUCUGAGAACGUCGGCCAGAUCCACUUCUCCCUCGAGUACGACUUCCAGAACACGACGCUCAUCCUGAGGAUAAUCCAGGGCAAGGACCUGCCGGCUAAGGAUCUGUCGGGAACCAGCGACCCUUACGUCCGCGUCACGCUCCUGCCCGACAAGAAGCACCGCCUGGAGACCAAGAUCAAGAGACGGACGCUGAACCCCCGCUGGAACGAAACCUUCUACUUCGAGGGUUUCCCCAUCCAGAAGCUGCAGUCGCGGGUGCUGCACUUGCACGUCUUCGACUACGACAGGUUCUCGAGGGACGACUCCAUCGGGGAGGUGUUCUUGCCGCUAUGUCAGGUGGAUCUGAGCGAGAAGCCGUCGUUCUGGAAGGCGCUCAAGCCGCCAGCCAAAGAUAAAUGCGGCGAACUUCUAACCUCCCUGUGUUAUCACCCCAGCAACAGCAUCUUAACGUUGACAUUGCUCAAAGCGAGAAAUCUCAAAGCCAAAGACAUCAACGGCAAAUCUGAUCCGUACGUCAAAGUGUGGCUACAAUUCGGCGACAAACGCAUCGAGAAGCGCAAAACGGCCAUUUUCAAGUGUACACUGAACCCCGUUUUCAACGACACGUUCUCAUUCAACGUGCCAUGGGAGAAAAUAAGGGAGUGUUCGCUCGACGUGAUGGUCAUGGACUUCGAUAACAUCGGCAGGAACGAGCUAAUCGGACGGAUUCUGCUGGCAGGCAAAAACGGGUCCGGCGCGUCGGAGACGAAGCACUGGCAGGACAUGAUAACGAAGCCCCGGCAGACCAUCGUCCAGUGGCACCGGCUUAAGCCCGAGUAAGGGGCGAACCAAAAUGGCGCGACCUCAUCACAUUUUCUCAUCUAAAGGCAAAUUCGGUAGAACAUAACCUCAAAAGUUUCCCAUCACGUGACAAUAACUCAUAAUUUCAAGAGAACGGAGUCGGCGCCAUCUUGGUUUAGUUCGCAGCUUCGCUACCCUUUCAGAAAAUUAGAGAUCAGAGUCGACUGCGGAAAUUCAAAUAAAACGACAAGUAUUUUUUGUGAUACCUUAACCGUAGCGUUAAUACUGUUGUACAUGUGAAUAUUAUUAGUGGUUAGGUUUCGCGGCCGGCCCGCGCCGAUCGGACCCGACCGGACCCGACCGGCGCGCCGCGCCAAAUUCAAAUAACUUUUCAGAAUAUGUUUACAAGUAUAACGACAGACACGCUUUAUAUAAAUGUGUAUAGAAUAUUUUUAGGGGUUAACCAUCAAAGACAAAUGAGGAUCAAACUCGCGCUGGGCGUCGCCGUCUUUAUGUGUGUACUGCUUACAAAAUAGCGAUAGUUUCGAUAUACUUGUAUUUUCAUAUCGAUUGUUGCUGUUAAUGUAGAAAACAACCGAUGUGUGGCAAUUUACGGAAAACCCUCGAUGUUUAUCUGUUGUAACAUAUUCAAAAGGGACUGGGUGAUUCGCGUAGAUUUUAAAUCAACAAACAUUUAAAAAGAUAAACUGUAGUGCCUGAAUGAAACGUAUCGUUAUUGCGAGUACCUUUGACAGAGUAUAUAAGAUUUAUUUAUUUUUGUGUGCUAAAACCUUAACUCUUGUUGGAUGUUAUUAUCACGAUGGUUUCAUUUCGUCUAUUGGUCGUAGGAUAAUUUGAUGUGGUCGUUCGAUUUUUUCCAUAGGUCAUGUUUUAUGGAACGGAGUCACCUCGUUGGCGCCAAAUUAUGUGACACUUGCAAAUUUUUAACAAUUAAGUUUGAUUUAUAUUUUAUAUGAAAUGUUGCUAUUGUAAGUUUAAUAACUGUAUGUUUAAUGUAAAACUUCAGUGAAUGUUGUUAAACAACAUGUUUUAAUGUAUGUAAAUAUAUGUUAGAAAUUAGCCGAUUCAAGUACUUGUAGAAAAUAUUUAUUAGAACUUAAUAAACGUAUUUAAUUUG
Molecule: messenger RNA, 2768 nt
Organism: Zophobas morio
Lineage: Eukaryota; Metazoa; Arthropoda; Insecta; Coleoptera; Tenebrionidae
Product: synaptotagmin-7
Exons: 11
Coding region: 350-1669 (439 amino acids)
Biological process (GO): cellular response to calcium ion; regulation of calcium ion-dependent exocytosis; regulation of dopamine secretion
Cellular component (GO): exocytic vesicle; plasma membrane
Molecular function (GO): SNARE binding; clathrin binding; calcium ion binding
Source: RefSeq, a predicted model, not a curated record